Molecule: messenger RNA, 6028 nt
Organism: Ylistrum balloti
Lineage: Eukaryota; Metazoa; Mollusca; Bivalvia; Pectinida; Pectinidae
Product: glutamate receptor ionotropic, kainate 2-like
Exons: 17
Coding region: 657-3380 (907 amino acids)
Biological process (GO): monoatomic ion transport
Cellular component (GO): plasma membrane; postsynaptic membrane
Molecular function (GO): glutamate-gated receptor activity
Source: RefSeq, a predicted model, not a curated record
CCAACGAUGACAUUACAAUUACCAGAAUAAAUACUCUUGCUCUAUGGCUAAUUGGGACGCUAACACGAAGACUAGCGUUCAUUUGUUUGUAACACGAUAUCACAGGGAUAUGGCAUUCGCUAUACUCACUGCAGAUGGAGAAAAAUCUUUGGCAAACCGGCAAGGCAACUACGACUACUAGCAACUCUAGUCUAUAUCCUACACCGUGCCGAGCAGAGGGAUUACAUAGCUAGAGAUAGUUCGCGUGUGUAUACUUCCCUAAUUUGUGACGUAGACGGUGAAGGGGAAUGUACCUGCUUUCUCUGAGGGAUAUUUUACUUGUAAAACUUUAUGUUAACUUAUUGUAAGUAGUAGUUUGGAUUACGAUAUCAAGACUCCCGGCGUGAUUUUCCACGUGAGCAACAGCGGGAGAAGUGGAACCCUUACCCUGACGGAAGGCGAGAUGGAGCUGGUAUUCUCGGAGUUUGGAUUAACAUUAGUGAGAUUACACGUCUGACUCAACAUAAGCGUAAUAUAUAAGUGCGUGUUAUACACUAGAAAAUUUUGUGAUAAAUAAGAAGUGGAUUUCUGUGUUAAUUGAGGGUUGAUUCCCGGAACCCGGGAACUACUUAUUGAGGACGGGCCCGCAGGUCCCGUACUCCCACUACACAGAUGAAAUGGUCGCCAAAAUCUUCUGGCUGGGGACACUGCUACUCCUUCAAGUGACGUCGUCCAGCGGUUUACAGAACACCAUCCGAAUAGGUGGUUUGUUCGAAAAUGAGCACACCGGACCCAAGCUAGCGUUGAUGCAUGCCAUUGACGAGAUUAACUUGAUGAAUGACAUUCUAUCUCAUACCUUGCUCGUGUAUGAGAUGCAAGAUGUGAAACCUCACGAUAGCUUCGAGGCCAACAAAAAAGUAUGUCGGGAGGUAAAGACAGGGAUAGCGGCUAUGUUUGGACCCGUGUCCACAAUAUCCGCUGGACACGUCCAGUCCAUCUGUAAUUCUCUGUCCAUUCCCCAUAUCCAGGCCCACUGGGACUCCCGCGACAACCGAGAGUACUAUUCCAUUAGCCUGUACCCUGACUACCUGACCCUAAGUAAGGCGUACAAGGCUCUCAUUGAAUAUUGGGGAUGGACGUCAUUCACGGUGCUAUAUGAGGAUAAUGAUGGAUUAGUUAGAUUACAGGAAGUGCUAAAGGCCACAAAGGGUACAGAUAUGAAGGUCACCGUCCGUAAACUCGACCCUAUUGUUGAAAACUAUGUCUAUAUGUUCAAAGAACUAAUCUCUAAUCCAAUGCAAGGCGAUAACAGGAUCAUUGUCGACUGUGAUGUAUCCAAAGUUGACAAAAUUCUAGAACAGGCUCAAAAGGUCAACAUGUGCUCUGAAACAUUUCACUACCUCUUUACAAGUUUGGAUGUGGGUCUUGUUGAUCUGGAGGACUAUAAAUAUGGCGGCGCCAAUAUAUCAGCUAUGCGUAUAGUAGAUCCUUCUCGGCCAAAAGUUAUGUCCGUUACUGAGGACUGGAUAUUUGAAGAGAUAAACUCACGACCCUCUCCUCUCCAAGGCCAACGCCAGAUUCCGACUGAUACAGCCCUCAUGUACGAUGCCGCCCACCUUUUCGCCCGUGCCCUGCACGAGCUCAUCAAAUUCCAGAGUGUUAAGACCGUGUCUCUGUCCUGUAGCAAACCCCAACCUUGGAACGACGGCAUCAGUCUCCUCAACUACAUGAGAGCGAUGGACUUCGAAGGGCUAACAGGUCGUGUCCACUACCAGAACGGCAGGAAGCGCACCGAUUUUCAAUUGGAUAUUGUGGAAUUGACAAUGAAUGGUUUACAGAAGGUGGGUGAAUGGAACCCACGAGACGGAGUGAAUAUAACCAAAUCCUAUAAGGAGAGACAAAACGAGGUGCUACAGGAAAUGUCAAACAAGACACUGCGUGUUGUUACUGUCGUUGACACGCCAUACGUACUCGAGAUUCCCCCCGAUGAUAGGCCAUAUCCCUCCAAGAAAUACGAAGGCUUCUGUAUUGAUUUACUGGACAAAAUUGCAGAGAGGUUGAAUUUUAGCUACACCAUUGAACCGACACAACAGUACGGCAACUGUAAGACGGGGUUCAAGGAUUGCACUGGCAUGGUCAAAGAAUUGGUCGAACGGAGGGCUGAAUUGGCUGUAGCGGGAAUGACCAUUACUUGGGACAGAGAACAGGUCAUAGACUUCACCAAACCUUUUCUAAAUCUGGGUAUUACCAUUCUCUAUAAGAAACCAGAACCGGAGCCGCCAAAGCUAUUCUCCUUCCUAGAUCCACUUUCCAUAGACGUUUGGGUGUACAUGUGUGCCGGCUACUUGUGCGUGAGCUUCAUGCUGUUUGUGAUUGCUCGGUUCACUCCAUACGAGUGGUGCAAUCCUCAUCCUUGUAACCCAGACACAGAUGUGGUAGAAAACCAGUUCUCCAUCCUCAAUAGUCUUUGGUUCACCAUUGGAUCCCUUAUGCAGCAAGGUUGUGAAAUCGCGCCCUGUGCGAUAUCCACUCGACUUGUAGCAGGUAUUUGGUGGUUCUUCACGUUGAUCAUGAUAUCCUCAUAUACCGCUAACUUGGCUGCUUUCCUCACUGUCGAACGAAUGGUAUCCGAUAUCAGUAGCGUCGAGGAUCUUGCGAAACAGACAAAGAUCAAAUACGGAACCCUGGAUGAUGGCAGCACGAAGAACUUUUUCGCAAACUCAAAAUUCCCAAUCUAUCAGAGAAUGUGGAACUUUAUGCAAUCAACAGAACCGAGUGUUUAUGUCAACGAAUCUGAGCAAGGAAUAGCACGCGUGAAGAAAGGACAAUAUGCUUUCUUUGCCGAAUCUACUAAAGUCGAGUAUGAAAUUGAAAGGGAGUGCUCAUUGAUGCAGGUUGGAGGUUGGCUGGACUCUAAAGGAUACGGCAUCGCUUUACCAAGAGAUUCACCGUACAGAGAUCCUAUUUCUAAUGCGAUUCUAAAACUACAAGAGGAACAGGAAAUACACAAAAUUUACAAUACGUGGUGGAAAGAGAAGUACGGUGGUGGGAAGUGUCUAACUGUGGAGGCCAAGAAAACAAGUGCUCUUGGUGUGAAGCACGUGGGUGGUGUGUUCGUCGUUCUUAUUGGUGGAAUGGCAGCAGGUGUUUUUGUGGCAAUAUGUGAAUUCAUUUACAAAGCAAGGAAAAAUGCACGGGAAGACAAGCAAUCUCUUUGUUCUGAAAUGGCAGAGGAAUUUAGAUUUGCUAUACGAUGCUUGGGGUCUUCCAAGAAGGCAGUCAAACGGAAACCAGAUCAUGAAAUUGUCGACAAUGGUCUCCAAUUCAUGCCCUUGACAGGCGGAAAUAAUUAUGGCCAAAAUAAUAUAGGAGGUCGAGAGAUUGAGACACCUAUAUUCUGAGGAGUUGGUUCCGCUCAUCAAACGGAAUGAUUCUUUGUGUGUAGGAGUAGUCCACGGUGUUAUGCAUGCAGGACUACACGUUCAAUUGUAUGAGAGAACUAACCGUCCAGACACGAUCUGGUGUAGGAAUAAUCCCACACAAUUUACACAACACACAGAUGAUGUCGUCACCACGCUCUGUGGUAACUAGUUUGCCGGCCGGUCGAAGAGACAAAAAUGCAUUUCUCACAAUGGGAAAUAUUUAUUUUAUUCACUUUUCUGAAGAUUCUAGUGAAAGUAAUAUAUGCCACGUGACAUUGUAAAUAAGUUACGGUUUCAACUUGAGACCGUACUAACAUAACAAUGAAUAGAGAUAUACCGAAACAAGCUGCUUAAACUUUAAUAGUUAAGCAACCUUCGGCAUAGUGUGUGCAUAGACGAUGAAUGUUUCAUGUUUGGAGUAUUAAGCUCGUCCGAUAGGCAUGUAUGUGGCUGUAAUAUCAAAAUAAUGUAAUAAGGCAUGCACGUUAUUUGUUACAAAUCAACAAAAAUGGCAGGGGACUGGCGUUCUUAAUUCUGUCAGUAUCAUAGACUGUGUAUAUAACCUACGUAACUCAAAAUAUGUUAAACUAUGAUAAUGUUGGUUUAAAAGAUUAAAAUGCAAUAAAUGAUAAAGAUGAUACAUAUGCCACGUGCCUUAUGAUAUAAUGUUAAAUAAAUGUAUAUAGAGCUAUUUGAGGGUACACAGCCAUAUACUGGAUCUUUACUGCUGCCAACAGAUUGGUGUAACAGUUGGUGAAUUUCAACACCCGUUUUAAGGUUGAAUAUUUAGUGUUUGUGAAAUAGACAAUCAUUGCGUAUAAUAGACUUUGUAGAUCUGUUGAUUUGUAAUCCUAUGUCAAAAUCAAUGAUAAUGAUAAAUGAUAAAUGCUUUCUUAGUUCAAAGUCUUACCCUGUUUUAGCAUUUAGUUUGCUUCAUUUACAAUUUUCGAUGUAUAAUUGUAUACUGAUACUAUUGUCAAACACGCAUUCGUAACAAAUUUUGAUGGCAUAAACAUCAAAGAUAAUUCCAUUCUUUUAGUAUAUUCAAAUAUCUAAUUUUUUAGAAGUAAAAGUUUAUUGUAAAUUUAACUGAAUAAGAAAUGUGAGGUCAGUUUACUAGAUUUUUGUAUGGUUAAAAUGCACAAUUUAAGUUAUUGUUUUAAAAAACUCAUUAUGUACCUUAUUUCCAUGAUUAGACUUCAGUUGAAUUUCAAAAAAUGACUGAUCUUCUUUGGUGUCAUUGCCUAGUUAUAUUAUCAAUAACAACGAUUACUAAACAAAGUAGUUUGAGAGGUUUGGUGUAGAGCAGUGCUAUCCUACUGAAGUAACACCCUAUGCAAAACAUUCAAUGGUACAAGCCUAAUAGUAGGUUAUUACUCAUUUGUAACGUUAUUGAACAUCGUAUGUUACUUUCCUUAUUCCUGUUGUCUUUUUGAACGCUCUUUCCGUCAACCGUGUUCACUGUCAUUACUAAACUAUACUUAAACUAUCAACUUCGAUUGGUUAUAGAAGGAUGCAUUUCUGCCUCCCCUCUGUAUUCGCUGUUUGUCAAUGAAGUAUUGUAUAAUUUCCAAGAAUAUUGCGUUUGAUUUUCAAACACGUCCAUUAAGCAAGAAACUGUUUAUAGAAGAAUGGACCGUGAUUUCAUAUAAAGGGUUUUAUUCAAGUACAGAAAAUAACGGUUUAGUGAGACAGAGUUUUGUUUCAUUUCGUUCACUUUUUGGGACCUUUCUCCCCUUCCUCUAAUGUUGUCAUGACAACAUGUGACAUGGUUGUGCUCUCUGUUUUUACCUUGCAUGCCUUUUAUAUGGGUAUUUUCAUUUCAUCUGGAAACUUGUGUCAAACACUAUUAGCGGGUAUCAUUUAUCAUCAAAACCACAAACGAUCUGAUGUCAUCGUCAAUAUCAUCAUACAGUUGUUACUUACAUAUAUACAAACGGCAUGUUUAAGCGUGUACCUUGUGUAAAUAUAAACAUGGAGGCGUGAAAGGUUUAUUUUUGUACACGGAAAGGAACGAAAUUCUUACACUGAACAGAUAUUUUGUUGUAUUCUUGUAUUGAUACUGUAAACACUAUAUUAAAGCAAAUCGGCUACUUUUUAUCUCUCCUGAAACUUAAUCAGUGACAAAUGUACAAAAAUCUUUUGGUACUGCACUUUAUGAUUGUUUAUAAAUAAUAAAGUAGAAAGUCAUAAGUCUAUGCUGGCCAAAGGGGAUGGUUCCUUGACAGACAGAACGGAGGAGGGAAAUAACUCGUAUAAACACGUGAUUUAAUGUUGUUUUAUUAUCGUCUUCCUUGUUGUCAUUUGUACUUCAUCAUCGCCAUCGUCGUUAGUAUGUCCGGAAUCCUGAAUGGUAUAAUACUCCAUAUAGAUUUAGGACAUGUUUAUUUGGUAUGUAAAAUGAGUUCACCUGAUUUUUCACGAAGUUAAGGUUAAACUAUCAAAAUGGUAUGUUGUGCUCGAGGUAUGUAUGCAGAUGUAAGUUUCACAUCCUUAUAUAUCUGUCAUUUGUUGAGACAUACAAGUCCUGUUAUUAAAGUAUCCCAUUACUGUCAUAACAUUAUGCCAAAGGUAGUGUUUGAUACCUGUAUAUAUUGACGAAUAAAAAGAUGUUUGGUAUAGAUAAA